Messenger RNA from Verticillium nonalfalfae, 2043 nucleotides. It is a transcript of the gene ATG22, whose product is annotated as Autophagy- protein 22. The transcript is spliced from 3 exons. The coding region runs from base 1 to 2043 and encodes 680 amino acids. NCBI's taxonomy places the organism in Eukaryota, Fungi, Ascomycota, Sordariomycetes, Glomerellales, Plectosphaerellaceae. The record is from RefSeq and is a predicted model, not a curated record. Gene Ontology annotation, biological process: amino acid transmembrane export from vacuole.
AUGGUCCCGCGCCAGGACAACCAUGCCCGUCCACCACCCGCCCCUCGUCUCUGGUCGCGCCUGUCCAACUUCUCCAAGAAGUCCUUCAUCUCCUUCUCCUCGUCCUUCGAAGCUGACGACGAGCGCUCCGAAUCCGAGGAGGACGACGACGACUACGACUACCACCAUCGCCAGCUUUUGUUUCCCGCCAUGUCCGGCCGCAACGGGGACCGCCGUUAUGGGCGUGAUGACGGAUCGCCGCCGGGCCGCUACAGUGGUGAGGACACGAGGCCGACCUCGCAGAAGGAGCUCGCCGGAUGGUAUGCCUACGCCUUUGCUGCCGAGACCUAUGUCAUCUGUGCUAUUGGCUCUUUCAUUCCCAUCCUCUUAGAAACCCUCGCUCGCGAAAAUGGCGUUCUGCUCUCCGACCGAACCACCCCCUGCGGCACCAGCGAUUCGAAGAACAAGGCUGACGGCCAAUGCGUCGUCUACGUCCUCGGCGCCGAGGUCAACACGGCCAGCUUCGCCAUGUACACCUUCUCCAUUAGCGUCCUCGUCCAGGCCCUGCUCGUCGUCAGCAUCAGCUGCGCCGCUGACCACGGCAACUUUCGCAAGAAGCUGCUCCUCGGCUUCGCAUGGACCGGCAGCGUUGCCGUCAUGAUGUACAUCUUCGUCAGCGCCAACACCUACCUCUUUGGCGCCCUCCUCGCCAUCGUCUCCAACACAUCCUUUGGCGCAUCGUUUGUGCUGCUCAACUCGUUCCUGCCGCUCUUGGUGCGUCAUCACCCCGACGUCAUCGAGGCCGAGAACAAGCAUGUUCCCGACUUUGCCCAGACGGACCUCGAGUCUCAGCCCAUGAGGGGGGCUGGCGCCGAUUCGGACGCGGCACCUGCGGACCCCGAUGCGACGUCACCGCUGCUCUCGAACGCCGAGGACAUGGUCACGCCCGACUGGCCGCGCAAAGCGACACGCGAGGAGCUGACGUCGGUGGAGUUGAACCUGUCGACACAAAUCUCGGCCAAGGGCAUCGGUAUCGGCUACACGGCGGGUCUGUUCCUUCAGUGCGUUGCCAUUGGCGUGCUCAUUGCCAUGCGCAACACGACGUGGUCGCAACGGGUCGUCCUCUUCAUGGUCGGUGCCUGGUGGGCCAUCUUCACGUUCCCCGCGGCGUCGUGGCUUCGACCGCGACCGGGGCCGCCGCUGCCCAUUGUCGCGGCCAGCGGGUUCUCCGGCAUGUGGGCGUGGGUGGGCUAUGUCAUAUACGCGUGGAAGUCGCUCUUCAAGACGAUCAAGCUGGCCCGGCGACUCCUCGACAUAAUGCUUUUCCUGGCCGCCUGGUUCCUCCUCUCCGACGCCAUCGCGACCACCUCGUCGACGGCCAUUCUCUUCGCCAAGACGCAGCUCCACAUGAAGCCCUGGGCGCUCGGCAUGAUCAACGUCAUUUCCACGUUGGCCGGCGUCAUUGGUGCCUUCAGCUGGGCGUUCAUCUCGCGCCACUUCGGGCUGAAACCGCACCAGACGAUUCUCGCCUGCAUCGGGCUCUUUGAGGUCAUCCCCGUCUACGGACUCCUGGGCUACCUCCCGUUUGUGCAGACCUGGGGCGUCGGCGGCCUGCAGCAGCCGUGGGAGAUGUAUCCCCUCGCGGCGGUCUACGGCUUCGUCCUCGGCGGUCUCAGCGGGUACUGCCGCUCGGUGUACGGCGAGCUCAUCCCGCCGGGCUCGGAAGCGGCAUUCUACGCGCUGUACGCCAUCACGGACAAGGGCUCGAGCGUGUUUGGCCCAGCGAUUGUCGGCGCCAUCAUUGACCGGUGGGGGCACAUCCGGCCGGCGUUCUGGUUCCUGGCGGCGCUCGUAGGAUUGCCGGCGCCUCUCAUCUGGUUUGUGAACGUUGAUCGUGGCAAGCGCGAGGGCGAGAAGCUGGCCGAGACGAUCGACAGCUUCAAGGUGCGGCAGGCGUCGGAGGAUGCGGGCACAGAAACUGACAGCGGCAGCGAGGACCGGCCCAUCCUCAGUGCGUACGAUGACGACGACGACGACUACGAGGAGAACGACAGGCGCCACUGA